Molecule: messenger RNA, 771 nt
Organism: Papaver somniferum (opium poppy)
Lineage: Eukaryota; Viridiplantae; Streptophyta; Magnoliopsida; Ranunculales; Papaveraceae
Exons: 3
Coding region: 1-771 (256 amino acids)
Source: RefSeq, a predicted model, not a curated record
AUGGCAAAAUCUUUUGAUGGAGUGGACUGGACCUUCCUUCUAUCCAUAAUGCUGAAAAAUGGCUUCAAUGAGCAAAGGUGUAACAAGAUAAAGCAGUGCAUAUCAACCUCCACUUCUGCUGUUCUCAUAAAUGGUUCACCUGAAAUUUUUUUCAAACCCUCCAGAGGAUUAAGACAAGGUGACCCUUUCUCACCCUAUCUCUUUCUUUUCUACAUGGAGUCCUUAUCCAGACUUAUCUAUGCUGAGGAAUUGGGCCUUAUACAUGGCAAAAAGAUCUGCAAAAUUGCUCCUGCUAUCAACCAUCUUCUUUUUGCUGAUGACUGCAUGAUCUUCUGCAAAGCCAACUUAACUGAAGCUCAAAACAUUAUGGAUAUAUUACAUAUUUUUGGAAGCUCCUCUGGGAAACUCAUUAACUAUACUAAAUCUGAAGUCUUCUUCAGCAAAAACACAAACCCAAGCCUUAUACCUCAAAUCAGCAGCACUAUGGGUGUUCAAAUUCUUCAACUGGAUGAUAAAUAUCUAGGUUCACCCCUUUUCACACAUAUAAGAAAAAUCAUUUCCUUUAAUCUUGGAGUGGAAAAACUUAAGCUGAGAUUAUCUAGUUGGAAAAAUGUGCCCCUAAACCCUGCAGGGAGGGAGGAAACAUCAAUGAUACCAGAGGACAUCCAGGACAUUUUGGAGCUGGGGGAACAACAUGAGUGCUGGAAGGAUGUGCAGUCCUUCCAACGACAGUUCUCUAUAUCAGCCUUAGGUGCUCUUUUGGUACUCUAA